Molecule: messenger RNA, 2864 nt
Organism: Arvicola amphibius (Eurasian water vole)
Lineage: Eukaryota; Metazoa; Chordata; Mammalia; Rodentia; Cricetidae
Gene: Pgm2
Product: phosphoglucomutase 2
Exons: 14
Coding region: 729-2405 (558 amino acids)
Biological process (GO): carbohydrate metabolic process; purine ribonucleoside salvage
Molecular function (GO): magnesium ion binding; phosphopentomutase activity
Source: RefSeq, a predicted model, not a curated record
GUGUGCAUAUUCAUACAGAGGUUAGAGGUCGACAUCAAGUAGAUUGCUCAGCCACUCCCCACCUUGGCUUAACUGACUGAGCAGCCCACUCUGCGCAUCCAUUGCCUAUAGCAUUAGUCUUACAAAUGAACUUUGCUUGGCUAGGCUUGUUGGUACAUGCUGGGGCUCUGAGCUUGGGUCUUAGAGCUUGUCUCACACUCACUUUACUGACAGAGCUGACUUUAGUCCCUCUCCGUUUCUAUAAUUGGAGACAGGUGCCUCUCUGGUAAGGUCCCAUUCAAUUUUCAAAGAUACACCCACCAGCUAAAAGCUGCUGACCCACCCACGGCGCCAAGGUGCCAAGGCACCUGUCACUGUGUCCCCUGCCGUGUGCUUCCCCCCUUGCCAGUUUCCAUCACUCCCAGGUCUGACUUUAUCUCUGCUGCCCUCUCGACUUCUCAUUAUCUCCCUUAUUUGUUCUCUGGGGCUGCUGAGUCUUUUCUAGAUAUCCAAGGUCAAUUAGGACUUUUGAAAUCUACUGUGGAAGUCCUGGAUAUUGGGUGUGGCCAGGAAGCCUGUGCUUUCUCAUCCACUCAGCCUGUGUUUGUUGAGCUCCUUUUAUGUACCAGCUCUGAGCUUUUCCUUGGGGGCACCUGGCAGUUUAAUGGAAUCCCCUGACUUUGGAGUCAGUGAAGCAGCUCAUCGCUGAGGGUAAUAAAGAAGAGCUACAGAAAUGCUUUGGCACCCGGAUGGAGUUUGGGACAGCUGGCCUUCGGGCUCCUAUGGGAGCAGGGAUUUCUCGAAUGAAUGACUUGACCAUCAUCCAGACCACACAGGGAUUUUGCAGGUACCUGGAAAAGCAGUUCAGUGACCUGAAACAGAGAGGCGUGGUGAUCAGCUUCGAUGCCAGAGCUCACCCGGCCAGUGGAGGCAGCAGCAAGAGGUUUGCCCGACUGGCUGCGACAGCAUUUAUCAGCCAGGGGGUCCCUGUGCAUCUCUUCUCUGAUAUAACCCCCACCCCAUUUGUGCCCUACACAGUGUCACAUCUGAAGCUCUGCGCCGGGAUCAUGAUCACUGCCUCACACAAUCCGAAGCAGGACAACGGCUAUAAGGUCUACUGGGACAAUGGAGCUCAGAUCAUCUCUCCACACGACCGAGGCAUCUCUCAAGCUAUUGAAGAAAAUCUAGAGCCCUGGCCGCAGGCUUGGGACGACUCUUUGAUUGACAGCAGCCCCCUGCUUCACAACCCCAGCACUUCCAUCAGUAAUGCCUACUUUGAAGACCUUAAAAAAUACUGUUUUCACAGGAGUGUGAACAAGGAGAGCAAAGUGAAGUUUGUGCACACCUCUGUCCAUGGUGUGGGUCACGAGUUUGUGCAGCUGGCGUUCAAGGCCUUUGACCUCGCUCCUCCUGAAGCUGUCCCCCAGCAGAAAGAUCCGGAUCCUGAGUUUCCAACUGUCAAAUACCCGAAUCCCGAGGAGGGUAAAGGUGUCUUGACUUUAUCUUUCGCCUUGGCUGACAAAAUCAAGGCCAAAAUUAUCUUAGCCAAUGACCCAGACGCCGACAGACUUGCUGUGGCAGAAAAGCAAGAGAGUGGUGAGUGGAGAGUGUUCUCCGGCAAUGAGCUGGGGGCCCUGCUGGGAUGGUGGCUCUUCACGUCUUGGAGAGAAAAGAACCCAGAUCGAAGCACCCUUAAAGACACAUACAUGUUGUCCAGCACUGUCUCUUCCAAGAUCUUGCGGGCCAUUGCCUUGAAGGAGGGCUUUCAUUUCGAGGAAACAUUAACUGGCUUCAAGUGGAUGGGAAACAGAGCCAAACAGCUAAUAGACCAGGGGAAGACGGUCCUAUUUGCAUUCGAAGAAGCUAUCGGAUAUAUGUGCUGUCCCUUUGUUCUGGACAAGGAUGGUGUCAGUGCAGCUGUCCUAAGUGCAGAGCUGGCAAGCUUUCUAGCAACCAAGAAUUUGUCUUUGUCUCAGCAGCUCAAGGCCAUCUACAUAGAGUAUGGCUAUCAUAUUACCAAAGCUUCAUAUUUUAUUUGCCACGAUCAAGGCACCAUUCAAAAAUUAUUUGGAAACCUGAGAAACUAUGAUGGGAAGAAUAAUUAUCCCAAAACAUGUGGCAAGUUUGAAAUCUCUGCUAUCAGGGACCUUACAACGGGCUAUGAUGACAGCCAGCCUGAUAAAAAAGCCGUUCUUCCUACCAGUAAGAGCAGCCAAAUGAUCACCUUUACCUUUGCCAAUGGAGGUGUGGCGACCAUGCGUACCAGCGGGACAGAGCCCAAAAUCAAGUACUAUGCAGAGCUGUGCGCUCCCCCAGGCAACAGUGAUCUGGAGCAGCUGAAAAAGGAACUAGAUGAGCUAGUUGGUGCCAUUGAAGAGCACUUCUUCCAGCCACAAAAGUAUAACCUGCAGCCAAGGGCAGAAUAAAUCAUCCCAACACUGGACACGAUUACAUUUACCUCCAAUUCAGCGAUUAAGCUGAACUUUUCUUUGUUUUGUUUUUGUUUUGUUUUUGUUUUUGUUUUUUUGAGAUAGGGUUUCUCUGUGUAACAGCCCUGGCUGUUCUGGAACUCACUUUGUAUAGUGAGUCAGGCUGGCCUUGAAAACAGAGAUCCCCCUGCCUGUGCCUCCAGAGAGCUGGAAUUAAAGGUGUGUACCACCUCGCCAGGCUGAACUUGAUUUUUAAAAGCAAUAUUCAUGAGGGCCAAGCCAUCUGGAUAAUUACAAGUAUUUACAUCUUUCAAUAGCACUGUCUUCCUUGGGGUUUUAUACUUUUGGCCCAAAAAGUGAAUAAAGAAAACAUGACCAAACCAAUCAAACUAAUAUCUUUAUGAAAAUGUUAAGUCUGGGCAUUAUCUGAAUUUUUUAAAUAAAAGAUUUUUUUUU